This is a messenger RNA of Cuscuta europaea, 1464 nucleotides long. The record is from the annotation of a GenBank genome assembly. NCBI's taxonomy places the organism in Eukaryota, Viridiplantae, Streptophyta, Magnoliopsida, Solanales, Convolvulaceae.
UGAAAAUAUUUAAAUGGAAAAUGAAUAUCACUUUAAUUCACACUUCACAAACAUCAGUACACGCUUUAUUGACAGAAAAGAGAGACGCAGAGUGUAGAGGAGAUGGGAGCAGAAAACUGGAGCCUGACGGCGAAGCUGUGCGACUCCUGCAAGACGGAACCGGCCACUAUGUUCUGCAGUGCCGACGCGGCGUUCCUCUGCCUGUACUGCGACUCCAGGAUCCACGCGGCAAACAAGCUCACGUCACGCCACGCGCGCGUCUGGGUCUGCGAAGUGUGCGAGCAAGCGCCGGCGAGCUUCACUUGUAAGGCUGACGCCGCAGCUCUCUGCGUCACGUGCGACCGCGACAUCCACUCCGCGAACCCCUUGGCCCGCCGCCACGAGCGGCUCCCGGUGGUCCCCUUCUACGACUCCUCCCGCGCCGUCAAACCACACGAUGGCGAAGGCGGCGGAGGCUCCGACUCCUCUGAUGACAAGCACCUGCGCAGCGAGUCGGACAACCAGAACGCCGACACGGAGGAAGAGGUGGAGGCGGCGUCGUGGCUCCUUCCGACACCGAAUAACGCGAAAGGAAUUGAUUUAGAAGGACCGGGAUACAAAACUGCGGACUACUUGUUCAGCGAUUUAAAUCCUUAUUUGGAAAUGGAAAUGAUGUCUGGCGGAGAUCAGAAGCCCCACUUCCACACCGAGAAACACUACAAUACCGACGGUGUGGUGCCGGUGCAGAAGAAAAGCGGCAAUACACACGCAUCCGGCCCAGUAGUUGAUGGAUUUCCCGGUUACGAAAUCGAUUUCGCCGGCGGCGCGUCCAAGCCGUCCCUCCUGUACAACUUCGGUUCUCAAUCCAUCAGCCAAAGCGUGUCAUCAUCAUCAUUGGAGGUCGGACUUGUGCCCGACAAUAGCGUCAUGGGAGACGUGUCCAAUGCUCCACUUGACCAGAGCCCUGGCACCAUGGACAUUGUUGUCCCAAACCCCUUGUUGGGAGUGGAUCGGGAGGCGAAGGUGUUGAGGUAUAGAGAGAAGAGAAAGAACCGCAAGUUUGAGAAGACUAUAAGAUACGCUUCUAGAAAGGCAUACGCCGAGACGCGACCAAGGAUCAAAGGAAGGUUCGCCAAGCGCUCCGAGGCCAAAGUCGACUCCCUUAUUGCUGCUGACACUUCAUCGUUUGGUAUUGUCCCAUCGCUUUAAGCGUCCUCAUGCAUGACAAGAACAUGUAAUUUUGGGCAGUUUUGGGCUCCUGGUCUCAGCAAUAUAUGUGAAUGUAACGGUUGUUGAUUUUUCUGUACAUAUCGUACUUGUACCAUGCUUGCUUUACUAGCUGACUUUGAUGAUGUAUUUUCUACUCCGUCCUUUAAUUUACAUCUUUUAAUGAAAUUGUAAUGAGAUGUAUUUGAGCACUCUUUUUUGACAAUAUUGAAAUAGGAAUUUUAUCAAUUCAGGAUCCGAAAGAUAGAUUAAUUAUCA